This is a messenger RNA of Chondrus crispus (carragheen), 504 nucleotides long. RefSeq lists its product as hypothetical. NCBI's taxonomy places the organism in Eukaryota, Rhodophyta, Florideophyceae, Gigartinales, Gigartinaceae. The record is from RefSeq and is a predicted model, not a curated record. The transcript has a single exon. The coding region runs from base 1 to 504 and encodes 167 amino acids.
AUGAACGCCCUGGCUCCCAGCAAGCCCGAGGGUGGUGAUACGGUCCCCCCCACCGCGCCGCAGUACUCCGAAGACCUGAUGGUCCAGUUUGGGCUAGGGGACGUCCUGGAUGGUUUGCGCUCGCGAAAAAUGCGCUCGUCGUUUUCGCACUACAUUACGGAGAUUCAAAAGGAGAAUGUCCCGCUCAAGCCGCGCUGUCCCGCCGGAUCGCUCGCGGAAAUCGCGUUGCAACCCAUCAACGAGGACGAGCGAAGGCUCGAGCUGUUCGAUGACCGAGUACUGCGAAAUGCCCUGACGUUGAAGGAAAGCGCGGAGAAGCCGCCGUUGCCGGAUUGGUUGGACGUGGAACAGCCGUGGGGAGACGAUGACCGCAAGAAAAGACGAAAGGAUAGAAGGAAGAAGCGGAAGAAGAAGAAGAGAAAGAGAGGUCAUGACGACGGUGGCGACGGGGAGGACAAUGGGAGGGACGAUGACGAGAGGCGUGCGAAGAAGAAGAGAAAAUGA